GGUCAUAUUUGGUGUCUCAUGCAAGUGGCGCCGUCUAUUUUCCUAGAUCUAAGACUGGAAGAACUUGUUUGCAGUGUUUUGUCACGAUUGUGACUAAGCAUUUUAAAAUAACAAACAGUUUUCCUGUGGCAGUUUUACAGUUUUUACUUUGAAUGAUUUUAUGGGAGCAACCAAUCGUACUCAGAGGAAGACAUGGCAGACGUUAAGACUAAAAUCGCUGGCGUCAAGCCUAAUAUUACAGAUCAGAUAAAGACUAAGAUUGUCAGCAAGAAAGUUGUGGUGUAUUCAAAAUCAUCUUGCCCCUAUUGCAAAAAGGCUAAAGAUGUUCUAAAGCAAUAUAAUAUACCGAAAAGUGAUAUAGAUAUUAUAGAAAUAGCUAAUGAUCCAAAGUGCAACGCCAUUCAAAGUGCUCUUCAAAAAGUAACCGGAGCAAGAACGGUGCCAAGAGUGUUCAUAAAUGGAAAGUGCAUUGGUGGUGGAAAUGAAACUGAGGCUUUACACAGGUCUGGGAAACUGAAGGGCAUGCUUGGACUUUAGUUACAUAUCUUUUCACCUGUUUUGAUGGAGAUUCUAAUUGAAAUGUCCAAGUAUUCCAAAACCUACCAGUCAGCAAGAAGACUUAAUACAUCUUGAUUAAGAUUUUUCUGUGAUUUUCUGUUUGUUUGAAUAGACUGUAUACACAACUUUGAUAGUACUCUAAAACAGUUAUAACUGUCUUGUAAUAUGUUUAAGAAUAAGAUGUACUUAAUCUCGUGCCAACAUAAAAUUGUUGUCUUCACAUUUUUAACAAUCAGCACUAUUUAGGUUUUAUAUUUACAUUUUAUUUUCUCUAAUGUCACAAUGGAAGAUCAGGGAGUAAAAUGUUUUAUUUUACACCUGGCAUUCUUAACUUCUGUGAUACUGUAAAUAUAAUAGAUCUCUAUGGAUUUUCCAAGGCAUUUAAUCAGAUACAAUCUGGUACAUUGUUGUGUAAUAUUGUUUGCUGUGAUACUGUCUGUUCAGCUGUCAGUAUUAGAAACACCUUUGUCUUUAAAAAAUUUAGUGAUAAGUUUUUACCAAAACAGAAAUAAAUAGCAGUGGUAUUUUACAUCUUUUGUAAAUAUUGUAUAAAGCAGCUAUUCAUUGUUUUAAAUCUUAGACAUUCUAGUUUCUACAUUUAGCAGAGUUAAGGGCAAGUUACAG
Messenger RNA from Lingula anatina, 1182 nucleotides. Its product is annotated as glutaredoxin-1. NCBI's taxonomy places the organism in Eukaryota, Metazoa, Brachiopoda, Lingulata, Lingulida, Lingulidae. The record is from RefSeq and is a predicted model, not a curated record. Gene Ontology annotation, cellular component: cytoplasm. Gene Ontology annotation, biological process: cellular response to oxidative stress. Gene Ontology annotation, molecular function: glutathione disulfide oxidoreductase activity.